CAGCUUAUCACAACAAAUAUCCAAAAGCAGCAGCAGCACUCCCAUCUCCCCACCCCGAAUUUUAUAUUCUUUCGAUCACACACAGAUACAUAUAUAUACAUAUACAUAUAUAGAGAGAUAUAUAACCCGUCUUUUGCUCGCAAUCAGAUGAGCAGCAGUACGACGUCGCAGUUAAUGGACAAGCAGAUCAUGGAUCUAUCGAGUUCGCAGAGCAUAGCUACUGUCAGCAGUAACACUGACUUCAUCGACUUCAUGAAUCGUCCUCCGGGGAAGAAAGACGACAUCGUCCCCAGCUACGAUUUCAUGCCGAUUCGCCCAGCCGUUGGAUCGUCGUCACCUCCGCCUCCGACUACGCGGUCGUCCAAUUUUGACUUCGGUGACGACGAUGGUCCGCUCAGGACGUGGAACUCUUUGGACUCCAAAACUAAUGCCUCUCCUAUUAGAAAUUACACUUCUCUUGAUGCCGGUGAACCUGCCAAAUUCAUUCUGGGGAAGAGUCACAAACCCGUAAAUGCAUCUUUGGAUGUGUCUUUGGUUUCUGAGAUUGAUAGGACAAUGAAGAAGUAUGCAGAUAAUCUGAUGCAUACCCUGGAUGGUGUGAGUGCACGAUUAUCACAGUUGGAAACAAGGAGUCGUAACCUUGAAAAUUCCAUGGAUGAUCUGAAGGAGUCCAUUGACAACAACCAGGGGAGCACUGAUGGGAAAAUUAGACAGUUGGAGGAUAUUCUUAGAGAGGUACAAGCUGGUGUACAGGUUAUAAGGGAUAAACAAGAAGUAGUUGAAGCUCAAUUGCACAUUGCUAAACUGCCAAUUCCAAAGGUGGAACAAGAAGCUGAAAUCCAGAAGAAUCCACAUAUCGGUUCUGCCCAGCCUGGUGCAUUGGCUGACCCGCAAUUCUCUACAUUUUCUCUUACACAACCAAUCCCAAUGCUCCCUCCACCUAAUGCUCCACCACCUCCACAGCAGAACUUGCAGCCUCAGGUUCAGCUUCCUAACCAGUUCCCUCAGAACCAGGUUCCUUCUGUCCCUCAGCAACAGCCUCACUUCCCACCAUCUGGUCAAACUCCAGAAAACCCAAGUCUGCGAUACCAAAUAACAACACCACAGCAGCAGCACCUGGCUCCACCUUCACCAGAGCACCAAUACAAGUUACCAUCCCAACUGCAGCAACCCUUAUUCCCAGGUGUUAACCCUACUCCACCUCAGCCAUCGUUAGGUCAUCCUCCUGAAGAAGCACCAUAUACUCCUCCAAAUUACUCACCACCUGUUCGCCCAUCUUCCUCUUAUUCCCCAUCUGCUGUUCCUCCCCUUCCCUCUCAACAAUUUUAUGGACCUACACCAAGUGUCUAUGAGGCUCCUUCUGGCAGACCUGGUCCAGGAUAUUCUGGUUCAUUUGGUCCAACAUCAGGUCAUGGGGAGCCAUACACUUAUAGUAGCCCUCCACCGCACUAUGGUGAUGGCCCCCCCAUGAAACCAAUACAACUUUCUUCUCAGUCUUUGGGCCAGAGUGGUGGAAGUGGUUAUCCACAUCUUCCUACUGCUCGAAUAUUGCCUCAGGCACUCCCUACAGCCUCCGGCUCAGCUGGUGGUUCUGGAAAUAGGGUUCCUAUUGAUGAUGUGGUUGACAAGGUGACAAACAUGGGAUUUCCAAGAGAUCAAGUGAGGGCAACGGUUCGAAAGUUAACGGAGAAUGGACAGUCAGUUGAUUUGAACAUAGUACUAGACAAGUUGAUGAAUGAUGGGGACGGCCAAGCUCAACGAGGUUGGUUUGGCCACUAAUGGGUUUCUUUUACUUCAUGAGACCUUUCUUCUUGUGCUUUUAUAGUGAUUGUUACUCUUGUUUUUCUGUUUUUGUUUUCCAAUGUAUAUUCAUAUCUGCUGCUGUUAACAUUUAUUGUACUCAACACCUUAUACUUGAGAGCAUUGGAACUCCUGUUCCAAGAUAUUCGCCGCCCAUGACUUUUUGCAAGUUCUUUCCUUCUUUUAGUGAAAGCAGGCUAGUUCAAGUAUCAUUUAUACAUGUACAUUUUAUUCGA
This is a messenger RNA of Sesamum indicum (sesame), 2036 nucleotides long. RefSeq lists its product as uncharacterized. NCBI's taxonomy places the organism in Eukaryota, Viridiplantae, Streptophyta, Magnoliopsida, Lamiales, Pedaliaceae. The record is from RefSeq and is a predicted model, not a curated record.